Molecule: messenger RNA, 2243 nt
Organism: Pangasianodon hypophthalmus (striped catfish)
Lineage: Eukaryota; Metazoa; Chordata; Actinopteri; Siluriformes; Pangasiidae
Product: protein NipSnap homolog 2
Exons: 10
Coding region: 65-925 (286 amino acids)
Cellular component (GO): mitochondrion
Source: RefSeq, a predicted model, not a curated record
GAAUGGCGGCGCAGUUCGGGCUGCCGUUAUGUAGCAGGAACCAGCAGCUCGACAUUGAGGAAAGAUGGCGACCAGAGUCUUUCAGAGCCUGGGAAAGGGCCUGCACCAGGCUAGCAACGGGCUACUACCGCAACAGCACGCGGUAUUAACUCUCAGAACCCUGAGUGCAUCCUCGAACCGAAACCGAGAAGACAGCUGGUUUAAGUCUCUCUUUGUGCGAAAAGUUGACCCCAGGAAGGACGCGCAUUCUCAUCUGCUGGCCAAGAAAGAAGACCAUAACCUGUAUAAAAUUCAGUUUCACAAUGUCAAGCCAGAGUGCCUUGAUGAUUAUAACAAACUUUGUGAACAAGUCUUGCCAUCUAUCCACGCCAACCCUGAUUACUCGUGUGAGCUGGUGGGCACCUGGAACACGUGGUACGGAGAGCAGGACCAAGCAGUGCAUCUGUGGCGAUACAGAGGAGGCUACCCUGCCCUGACUGAUGUCAUGAACAAACUCAGGAAGAAUAAGGAGUUCAUGGAGUACAGAGAAGAGCGAGGGAAGAUGCUGCUGUCUCGUAGAAAUCAGCUGCUGCUCGAGUUCAGCUUCUGGAAUGAGCCCGUGCCCCGAGCCGGGCCCAACAUAUACGAGCUCAGAUCCUACCAGCUCCGGCCUGGAACGAUGAUCGAGUGGGGAAAUUACUGGGCUCGGGCUAUUGAGCUCCGACAGCAGAACAACGAGGCUGUAGGAGGCUUCUUCUCUCAGAUCGGAAGUUUGUACAUGGUGCAUCACCUGUGGGCGUACAAAGACCUGCAGUCAAGGGAGGAAACUAGAAACGCAGCUUGGCAGCAUGAAGGUUGGGACGAAGUUGUCUACUACACAGUUCCUCUGAUUCAGCACAUGGAAUCGAGAAUAAUGAUUCCACUGAAGACUUCACCUCUGAAGUAGCUUCCUCAUGAUGACUCGAACAGAAAGCUGCAAAUCAACCCGUUUUUAUUACGAGAUUCCAACCGAGUUUCAGUCAGAUUUUGCACUGCUGUGGAUCUCUGAUCAGGAAAAAGGAAAAAAAAAAAAAAAACAUUUGUAGCAUUCUACCCUUUUCCCCAGAUUUUCUUACGUUUACUGAUUAGACUCGUUCGGCCGUUUUGAUCAGAAUCUCUCGACAACAGAGAAAUUAAUUACUCUGAAUACACACAACACUCUAAACUAACUUCUUUUUUUUUUUUUUUUUUUUAUAAACGUAAGGUCUUCUGAGAAUGUUUUUCUCCUGGUUUCUGCUUGUUACCAUGAUUACAGCAGUUAUAGUGCGUCUGUUGUUCAUGUCAUGAAGCCUUGGCAAUGUGUUUUCAUUAAAAAUCCAGUCAGGAUGUUUCGACUGUCACUUCAUUUCGGAAUGAUCUUGCCUUUUUUUUUUUCUUUCCUCCCCACGUUCUGAAUAACUUCCAGCAUGCUUGUUUAUUUUAUUAUUUUUUUUUUUGUUAUCUUGUCUUUUUUCUAAUGUGUGCGGGUGUCCAUUGAGUAGGAGACGUUGAUCAAAACAUCCUGAUCUGGAGCUUUAGUCGGUAACGUUAAUGUUGUUGUCUUCUGCAUAUUUACUGUAGUUCAGUUUUAUAACAGUAAAGUAAUAGAGCUGUAAGAGAAACUGAAACCAUGUGUGUGAUUCGCACAGUAGUGAGAAUCUCGUACGCAGAAAUAAUUGUCUAAAACAAAUACACAAAUUGAGUAUAUGGUGAGGUUAAAAUUGAAUAAAACACAACACACAUUUUACUGUAAGAAACCCAAGACUUGAUCGUUUGCUGAAUGCUGAUUGUGGAUGUGAGAAAUGCAGUUGAAUUUAUAUACAGAUCUGAACUGAUAUGAAGUGUGAAAACAGUUCAAAUGCAGCUUCAUCAGCGUGACAACCCUUUAAGCUGGGGUUCGAACACUCCAAUAAAUUUCACCAUAUUUUCUUUCAUUUGCAGCUGUGGUGUUUGUCUAGUUCAUUUCCAGCCAUGACUCGUGUGAUGAAAUGUCCUACGUGUUCUCUUUUAACCCAGUGAUCACCUUAUCAAUGAACGAGUAACAACGAUCAGAAAAGGUGGAAUUUUAAUCUUUCCACUUUGGGAAACUGGCAAAACUGACAGGAUGUAGUGCUACUCAGCCAAACAGAGAUUUUGUGUGGAUUAUGGGUGGAUUCGUACGUAAUAUUUACUGUGGUUUUAUUUAAUAUCCACUGCUUUGAGGAGAUUAGAUGUACAUACUGAAAUAAAUUUAUGAUUGAACUACA